Messenger RNA from Anolis sagrei ordinatus, 4278 nucleotides. The record is from RefSeq and is a predicted model, not a curated record. Lineage: Eukaryota; Metazoa; Chordata; Lepidosauria; Squamata; Anolidae.
AGGGGGGAAAGGAAUGCCACUUCCGGAAGGGAGCCAGUCCUCCUUGGACGGGUCUGCACUCGCCUGGGCAGCUUCUCUCCGUCUAUUUCCUGGGCCCUGUCCGUUCUGCCAGUUCUUCCCCUUCAAAAAUCAUCUGGCGGGAGAGGAGAGAAUAUCUUCUUCCACUUUGGAGGCAUUCUAGACGCAUAGAACCAGGAUGGAAGGGCAAGAGCCAGCUGUCAUCCCGUUAGAAGUAUUUUCUUUGGCUGUUGAGGCAGAGAACAGUAGAGCACCCUGGGAGGACCCUUGGACGAAAGACCGGGAGAGCAAUCUGCUCCAUUCAGAUCUUCAGCGCCAGGGCUUCCGGCAUUUCCGCUACGAAGAGGCCUUGGGGCCCAGAGAGCUGUGCAGCCGCCUCCACUCUCUCUGCUGCCUGUGGCUGAAGCCCGAGCGACACUCCAAGGCGGAGAUGCUGGACCUGGUGAUCCUGGAGCAGUUCCUGGCCAUCCUUCCUGCCGAGAUGGAGCACUGGGUGAGGGAAUGUGGGGCAGAGACCAGCUCCCAGGCCGUGGCCUUGGCUGAAGGAUUCCUCCUGAGUCAGGAAGAGGAGAGGAAGCAGGAGAAGCUACAGGUGCAGGACUCUGUUGCAAAUGAGACCAGUCAGGUGGAAGAGCCUCCUUUAGACAUCGUGUGUGUUGUCGUGACUGGAAAUGGAGAAUAUGUCAUAGUUGGCAAUGAAACAUGGCCAAGUGACAGUAGCACAACCUUUCAUGACUCUUUCCUAAGAGGAGAUUCUGUGGGACCAGAGCAGGUGACAUUUGAAGAUGUGUCUGUGAAUUUCUCAGAGGAGGAGUGGACCCUCUUGGAUUCAAGCCAAAAAGCCUUGCACCACCAAAUCAUGGAGGAGAAUUUAGGAAUCGUGUCAUCUCUGGAGGAGACACCAUUUAAAUAUUUCGAUUUUGGAAUGAAUUUUGAGUGGGACAAGAGCUUCAGUCAGAAAUCAAACCUUGUUCGUCAUCAGGCAACUGAAACAGGAGAGAAGCCAUUUAAAUGCCCAGACUGUGGAAGGAGCUUCAGUCAGAAGAGAGUUUUUGUUCGUCAUCUGGCAGCUCACAAAGGAGAGAAGCCAUUUAAAUGCUUGCAGUGUGGAAAAAGCUUCAGUCGUAAAACAAACCUUGUUCGUCAUCAGGCAAUUCACACAGGAGAAAAGCCAUUUAAAUGCCCAGAGUGUGGAAAGAGCUUCUAUCAAAAGGAACACCUUGCCAUUCAUCGGUUAGCUCACACAGGAGAGAGACAAUUUAAAUGCUUGGAGUGUGGAAAGAGUUUCAGUCAGAAGAGAAUUUUUGUUCGUCAUCAGGCAAUUCACACAGGGGAGAGACUGUUUAAAUGCCCAGAGUGUGGAAAGCGCUUCAGUUGGAAGGCAGACCUUGUUCGCCACCAGAAAACUCACACAGGAGAAAAACCAUUCAGAUGCUUAGAGUGUGGAAAGUGCUUCAAACGGAAGAUAGCCCUUGCUUGUCAUCAGGCAACUCACACAGGAGAGAAGCCAUUUCAGUGCCCAAAUUGUGAAAAGCGCUUCUGUCAGAAGGUAGUCCUUGUUCGUCAUCUGGCAACUCACACAGGAGAGAGAGUGUUUAAAUGCCCAGAGUGUGAAAAGAGCUUCAGACAGAAGAAAGAUCUUGUUUGCCAUCAGAAAACGCACACGGGAGAGAGACCCUUUGAAUGCCCAGAGUGUGGAAAGACCUUCAGUCGUAAAUCAAAUCUUGUUCGUCAUCAGGCAACUCACACAGGAGAGAAGCCAUUUCAAUGUCCAGAGUGUGAAAAGAGCUUCUGUCAGAAGUCACACCUUGUUCGUCAUCAUUUAGCUCACACAGGAGAGAGACCAUUUAAGUGCUCAGAGUGUGGAAAGGGCUUCAAACGGAAGAUAGUCCUUGCUCACCAUCAGGAAACUCACAAAGAAGAGAAAACCAUUUUAAUGCUUACGAGUGGAGAAAUACAGAAAGUAGUCCUUGGUCAUCAUCAGGCAACUCACACAGAAGAGAAUUCAGAGUGGGGAAUGAGCUUCAGCCAAAAUACAAGCUUUCUUUUUUAAUAGUCAACCCACACAGGGGAGAAGCCAUAUGUUUAGAGAGUGGAAAGAGCUUUAACGAGAACCAAAACCUUCGGAAACAUGAAAUGGAGAGAAUGGAGAGAAAUCAUUUAAAUGCUCAUAGUGUGGAAAGAGCCUCAGUCAGAACUCACACCAAUGUUAUUUGUUAUUAUGCAGUUAACACAGGAGAGAAAUAAUUUAUAUCAGUGUUUCUCAACCUUCCUAGUGCCGCGACCCCUUAAUACAGUUCCUCAUGUUGUGGUGACCCCCAACAAUAACAUUCUUUUGCUACUUCAUAACUGUAAUUUUGCUCCUGUUAUGAAACAUAAUUUGGGAGUUGCAGUUGUUGGGAUUUAUGGUUCACCUAUAAUCAAAGUGUAUUCUGAACUCCACCAACGAGGAAUUGAACCAAACUUGGCACAAAGAAUGCCCACAACCAACAGAAAACACUGGAAGGGUUUGGUGGGCAUUGACCUUGAGUUUGGGAGUUGUAGUUCACCUACAUCCAGAGAGCACUAUGGACUCAAACAAUGAUGGAUCUGGACCAAACUUGGCACGAAUACUCAGUAUGCUAAAUGUGAAUACUGUUGGAGUUUGGGGAAAAUAGGCCUUGACAUUUGGGAGUUGUAGUUUCUGGGAUUUAUAGUAAACCUACAAUCAAAAAGCAUUCUGAACCCCACCAAUGAUAGAAGUGGGCCAAACUUCCCACACAGAACCCCCAUGACCAACAGAAAAUACUGUAUUGUCGAAGGCUUUCAUGGCCGGAAUCACUGGGUUGUUGUAGGUUUUUUCGGGCUAUAUGGCCAUGGUCUAGAGGCAUUCGCUCCUGACGUUUCGCCUGCAUCUAUGGCAAGCAUCCUCAGAGGUAGUGAGGUCCUCUGAGGAUGCUUGCCAUAGAUGCAGGCGAAACGUCAGGAGAGAAUGCCUCUAGACCAUGGCCAUAUAGCCCGAAAAAACCUACAACAACCCAGAAAAUACUGUGUUUUCUGAUGGUCUUUGGUGACCCCUCUGGCAACCCCUGCCGACCCCUCCAGGGGUCCCGACCCCCAGGUUGAGAAACACUGAUUUAUAUGCUUGGAGUGUCAAAGGAACUUCUCUCAGAAGGGAAAUCUUUCAAAGCAUCAAAGCUGUCACAUUGGGAACAAGCCAUUUAAAUGCUUGGAGUGUGGCAAAGCUUUCAGCUGGGGAAAAACUUAAUUCAUCAUGAAGUAAUGCACACAGAGGACAAACCAUUUAUACCCUUGGAGUAUGGUAAGAGGGGGUCUGUCUUAAGAGCAGUGUCACUCAUCGUCCAGUAACUCACAUAUGAAACUAUUUAUUUAUGGUGUGAGAAGCUUGUCUCAAGAAAUCAAAUUUCUUGAAGUAUUUCUUCAAGAAUACAUCAUGCACUUCAUUGGCUGAAAUGAUUAGCAUUGAAAGAACUUCUGUGAAAAGAUUCAUUUCACACCACGCGUGUUAGGCAGUCCCUUGUAGCUCGAGGAUGAUUGCCUUCCAGAUGUGGUGUCUUGGGUGGUGGGUCCAUAGGUGGCUGUGGAGCCCUAUUCUUGAUCCGCAUCUUCUCCUGCAGUGAGGACAUCGGUUUCCAGGUGGAAGGGGGUCCUAGUCAGGGUUGGCUUGAUGCAACUUCCUCUUGGCAUGUUUCUCUCUUUUGCCCUCCGUUCGUGCUUCUUCAAAUUCCACAGCACUGCUGGUCACAGCUGACCUCCAUCCUCCAGUUAGAUCUCCAUCACACCAAGCAUCCAGCACAGGGGAAUUGGAGCUGGAGACAAAUCUCUUGUUUCACAUCAGACAGGGAAUGAAUCUUUGUCUCAAACACCGUGGUAUUUGGGGGAAAUAAUAAUAAUCUAGAAUCAUGGAAUAAUAGAGUUGGAAGAGACCACAUGGGCCAUCUGGUCCAACCCCAUCAUGCAAGAAAAAGCACAAACCUGAUCAGUUGUCUUUGAUAAAAUGUGUAAUUAAGUAUAAGUGAUAAUAUUUUGAGAGCUAAAGCAUAUUUCAGGUUUUUAAUCAUUCAUGCACACUGGUCACUGCAAAGAUUUCCUGUCUUGUUAGGGUUUAAAAAUACAUUUAAUUGAGAUAUUUGAUGAGAAGUGUGCGGAUGGGUUCGAUUAAUAACAGCCCUGUGUAUCAUGUAAUUCUUUGUAUCCUAUGUAUGUUGGACUGAGUUUUCUUUCAUGAAAUAUCUAAUAAAGCAUAACAGGUAAAUUGUU